CGAAGUUCCGAGAAGACAUCAAUAUUAUUAGUAUGCAAGAUAAAUUUACUAAAAUUAAAUAAUAUCAGGUGGUGUUUAAAGUUGAAUCUGUUACUUGUAAUCAACAUGUACAGUUUAUUACCGCAUUUCGACACCCCAUCGGAAUUACUGACCCUUCCUGUUGAAUUAUGGUUGAAUAUAUUGAGAAUGCUCGAUCCCAUAUCGUUAUUGACCGCCGUUCGCGCAUGCCCGGCUUGGAUGAGAAUUUCCGAGGAUGACUCGAUUUUGAAGAAAACACUCAAAACUGCUCGUAAAUUAGAAGUGAAACUGGCUCUGGAAAUAAUCCACGGAUCGUUGCAGAAACGCGUAAAAACCCAUCCGAACAGGAUCGAUGAUUUAACGAAAUAUCAAUUUCGCUUGUUGCCGAUUUACAUGAAUCCCGUUGAAAUUUUGACGAGGCGCAGAAGGACCAAAAGUCGAAAAGAUCCGGCUUGUAAUGUUGAUAAGAAAUUCAUUCAUUGUAGAAUUUGAAUAUGUAGGUACAGGCGUAUCUACAAUUGUAUUUUGACGAUAAUAUUUCUGUUGAUAUCGAUACAUUGUUUGACGAUAAAAUAAUUAAUUAUUCGAAUAUUA
This is a messenger RNA of Phyllotreta striolata, 612 nucleotides long. The record is from the annotation of a GenBank genome assembly. NCBI's taxonomy places the organism in Eukaryota, Metazoa, Arthropoda, Insecta, Coleoptera, Chrysomelidae.